This is a messenger RNA of Pelodiscus sinensis (Chinese soft-shelled turtle), 5301 nucleotides long. NCBI's taxonomy places the organism in Eukaryota, Metazoa, Chordata, Testudines, Trionychidae. The record is from RefSeq and is a predicted model, not a curated record.
AUGUUUGGGCUGAUCUGCUUUCUUGGAUAUGCCCUGAAGCUGAAAGCUUUCACAUACAUGUUAGAUUUUCCUGUAAUCCCCGUUUUGGCUCACUUUUCCUUCCUAGAUGUCAUUGUGCACUGACGUUUUGGAUUGGGUGGGGUUGCAAUAUCAGUACAGAUAGAAUUCUUCAUUACAUUAGAUGUGGUCACUUCUUUGUGAUUUUUUUUAAAAAUAAUGCUAAUGGGAAAUGCCUUACAUCCUUUCAGUGGAAAACAUAUAAAUUCGCCCAGCCUUUCUGUUUCACUCACACUACAGGGGCUCCCAUGAAUCACAGAGCUACUAGUAACAGAUAAUGCUUUUAUUUCUCCUGUUAGGAAAUGGAUGAAAGGGUUAAGUUCUGGCACAAACAGGAAAACAGACUAUGAACAUUUAUCCUGAAGGCAUCAACUCUUUAAAUAGCUACUCAGCAGUGUGACUGUUUCUCACAAGGGCCAGAAACUUCACUGCUCUUUGUUUCUCUAGUCCUUGUAUGACUACAGGCAUAAAGCUUUAUCCUAUCGCAGUAUGUUCAGAUAUCUUUCAAAGUAUGCAUGUCUGUAACUGUAGACCGGGGAAGCAUUUACUGCCACUGGAGGCAUGAAGAAACUUGGUUUCAGUGAUAUUUUUCUCUGUUCCUUUAAAGAUAUCAUCAGUGAGACUUUAUUCAGCUCCAAGAAAAUCCCUCCCUCUGUGCCGAAGAAUUAAUAGGAUGCUUUCCAACGAGUCCAUACAUCCUUCCAUGUUCAGCCGAUCCAAUUCCCAGGCCUCCGUGGAUAGCACCUCAAUGGAGGAUUUCUGGUGUGAAGUAGAAAGUAUCAAAGAAAACAGUGAACAAGGGCAAGAAGAACAAACACUAUUAGAAGUCAAGCCAGCUGAUGAGGGGGAACUUGAAGCUGAAUGGCUGCAAGAUGCGGGCUUAUCUACAUUGAUUUCGGGGGCUGAAGAAGAGGAUGGGCAAGCCCUGCUGUCCACACUGACCCGCACGCAAGCUGCCGCAGUACAAAGAAGGUACAAUACCUACACUCAGACUAUGAGGAAGAAGAACAAACACACUGUCAGGGAUGUGCGAGACAUCUUUGGAGUUAAUGACUCUUCUCCCACAUUUGAGACAGCUCCAGUGUCACCAAUUCCUUCUAAUGGUAUCCAGCUUCCAGGGCAGAAGCCAGCUUGGACAUCAGUGAGUUCUAAUAGCUGUCUAGACUGUGGACUAGAUAAAGACAGCCCAUCAGUAACAGAAGAGCUAUCCUAUGAGGUUUCUUUCUCAGAAUCCAUUACAGUGGUCCCAAAAAGCAGAGAACGGCAGAACAACCAGAGAUUCAAAAAGGAUGAUUCUGCUUCGUCUAAAUUUAUUGUUCGAAAAAGUCGAUUUGGCCUGACAGAAGUCGGAGACCUAUCUCUUGAAGACAUGAAGAAAAUUCGCUAUCUCUCUCUGAUUGAAUUAACAGCCUUCUAUGAUGCUUUGGGAAUAGAACUAAAGAGGAACAGAACAGAAAGAAUCAAAGGACGAGAAAAUGGUCUUUUUGGAGUCCCUCUCACGAUCCUGCUGGAAAACGAUCAAAAGAAGGUGCCAGGAAUAAAAGUUCCUCUCAUAUUCCAAAAACUGUUACUCAAGCUUGAGGCAACGGGUUUAGAAACGGAAGGGAUUCUGCGAGUUCCUGGAUCUGCCUCCAGAGUUAAGAUUCUCCAUCAAGAAAUUGAAACAAAAUUUCAUGAAGACACAUUUGACUGGGACCAAGUUCGAAACAAUGAUGCAGCAGGACUGCUGAAGAUGUUUAUAAGAGAACUCCCAAGCCCCCUCUUCACUGUAGAAUAUCUGCCUGCCUUCAUCACACUAGUGGAAAAAGUCUCCAAUGUCAAGUUACAGUUACAAGCUUUGCAUCUGCUGAUCAUGUUGUUGCCUGAUGCCAACAGGGAUACAGCCAAGGCCUUUCUGCAGUUCCUGAAGAAGAUAGUUGCUAAUGAAGGGAAAAACAAAAUGAAUUUAUGGAAUGUUUCCAUGAUUGUUGCACCAAAUCUCUUCAUCUACAAAGGCAAACAUGCAAACAAAGAAGAGAUGCAAGCAGCAGCCACCACGGCACACAUUGUGAGACUUUUAAUUAAGUACCAGGACAUCCUGUGGACAGUCCCAUCCUUCCUGAUUUCUCAAGUAAGAAAGAUGAAUGAGGCUGCAAUGAGCAACACCAAGAGACAGAUGAUGUUUGACAAAGGUGUGAGAAGAUUGCUGAGGAGAAAGACCAUGGAGCGAGAGAGACCUGAAAGAUCAGAGAGUGACAUACCUGAGGGGGUGAUAAGAGUUUAUGCUCCACUGCAUUCAAAAGUUUCUAUGGCAAUUCAAUUGAACAGUCAAACAAAAGCCAAAGACAUCCUGGCUCGAUUUCACUGUGAAAACAGCCAUGCACCGUCAAAGAACACCAAAGUCCAGACCCAACGUUUAUAUGAAAUUGGAGGAAAUAUAGGACUGCACUGUUUGGACCCAGAUGCAUACAUGUUGGAUGUUUACCGUGCAAAUCCUCAAGCAGAGUGGGUGAUAAAACCAAAGGCAAGUUGAAGCUGGCAAAACUUUCAUAGGACAGUGAUUUGGGGGAAAAAAGCUUAAAGGAGGGCCAGAUGCUCUCAGGCUCAAUAAGACCUUGCCACAGAUGAAACCAAAGUAUUUGUUAUAUAGAUAUAUGAAUUCCUGACAAUGUACUUUACCAUUGAGCCUUUCCAAACACAAAUAUGUCAUGAGAGCUGUUACUCCAAUAGAUGGAACAUCGCACAAUAUAAUGCAACAUUGACACUUCCACAUGGAUUAUAUCUGUGCCAGUUGAUCAAUAGACGUGAUGAAGGAAGGAACAGAGGUACUUUAGAAACAACCUGUGGACAGGAGUAUUUUUUUCACUUCUUGACUUGAUUCUAAGAAAACACACUUUUUAUAAACUGAUGAUAACACAAUGACAUCCUAGAAUGUAAUGACCAAGGUAAUGCAAAGGCAUUACUGUAGUAUGCAAGAAGGGAAACAUAUCUAUUAAACAUGGCCUAUGGGAGCUGGACUGGCAGCAGUGCCAAAAUGUGUUUACGAGAUAAACUCGAACCCUUCUGUCAAAAGCAAACCAGUUUCUAAAGGACAAUGUACAUUGUUACAAUAUUUAUGCCGCUGACUCACUCCUCAUUAGUAGCUGACAUUGCGAGGGGAAAGAACUACUGUGUAAAGACAAACGUACUGUUUAUGUAUGUUGUACUGUAUAUGUUACCGUGAUCAGCCUUCUGAUAUGGCUUUCUACAGUGUUGACCACAUACCAAUGUAUUUGUAGCACUACUGCCUCACAAAUUCCUGCUCCCUACACACAUGUAAAAGUCAUGGGGCUCUGAGCCAGAGAUUAGGCAGAAAGUGGUAUUUUCAGAUUCUUCCCACUCCAGUUUUCAUUGACUAGACAUAGAUUUAAAAUAUUUUCUGCAUAGUAUCUUAGUGUGUGUGCUGAAAGGUGCCAGUUACAGACAUUGCCCUAGACUAAUUGUUUUUCCUUGGUCUGUUUUAGUUUAAUAUGUCGGUAGUUUUUAAUUCUGGGUGGCAGUGUUAAGAAGAAAGAUCUUGCCUGACAUUUGUGAACUGUAGCAGGCAUUUUAGGCUUUCCUGUUCACAGAGGCAGAUUAGAAGAGAUUCUGCUGAGAAGUAAGAUAUAUUAUUAUAGAACAUUGCUACUGUGGUAGUGCCACAACUAAGUUGGCCCCACCUGUGGUAGGCCCUGUACAAACAAGUAAUAAAUAGCAAGCCCCUACUGCAAUUUGCAUAUAAUAUAUAAGGAGAGUUCAUCAGCCAAAACCAAUGGGCAGGCCGGAGAUAGGGUUGGGGAAACAGUGUAACAAAUUAAUGUACUGGACUAUGCCCAUGUCUUAGCCAGUCAGUAGUUUUGUUCACAGUUCUCUGGCUGGCUAGACAUUAUAAAACUGUACUUGGUGUAUGCAGAGACAUAUGCUUGCACAUUUGCUAAGAAGAGAUGUGUUGACAUUCUAGAAAUCAAUUUUUUUUCCCCUUGAGCUGCAAACCCAGACAGUUAAAGAUCAUUCAGAUUUAACAAGGGAUAUUUCUGACUUUGGAAUAGUUACUGUAUAAUAAACUCAUCUGUGGUAAGACCUGUAUAAUAAUUUUGGAGGAGGGUUUCCCCCUCCAUGAAUUGACUACAGUAAUAUGGAGAGAAAUAAUCGUUCAUAAGGUAGCCAUGGAUAACAUCUGAAGUACUUUAAUCUUGAUGGAGCAUCUAACUUGUGAUGGCUUGCAAUAUUUGUGUAAUUACUAUUGUUAUACAUUUUGAAACCUUGCUUUAGGUUUCAAAUGACUGUGUAUCAUGCCCUCCAUUAUACCAAUGCAACCUUAUUGGUGGAACUUAGUACAAAAAGCCAACCAGUGGAAUAUGGACUAUGUAGCUUUUUUAUUUGAGACUAUAGGAGGCAAUAUUUGGUUUCCUUUCUUCAAGCUAAAGGUUAGGAUAACAUUUAACAACAGCAUCAUUCAGUACCCUCUUCUAAAUUGAGCAAAAUUGCUUUUCUUCAAUUCCAGGGCAGAAUACUGAUCUCUGCUCAAUUCUAGCUAGGCUAGUGCUAGUACAGCUAUAAUUAAAACAAUGUAUUUCUUGCUUUCACAACUCUUCAUUUACAUGUAUUUGAGAGAUGUAGGGCAGUGGUUUGGCAGGAAGUCUUUCAGCUCAAGUGCUCCUGUCCUGAUUCUUAUACUGGUUCCUUUGGGUCAAGUCACUUCAUCUCUCUGCCAUGGUCUUGACUAUAAAAUAGGGUUAAUAACUAAUUCUUAUGCUGACCAGACUAUUCAGAUCAAAUACUGCUUUCAGAUGUGUGCAUGGAACCCCGCAAAUUGAACAGGAGUUGUAAGCAUGUUAUAGAAGUAUAAACAGCUCCUAGGGUUCCUACAAAAUCCUUUACUAAGUGGUAUUAUAUCUAUUACCAUGGAAAACAUUUCUGUGAUUUCACAGAAAUCCUGCACAUCUUCUAAAUAAUUUAAAAUGCAGAAACCAAGAUACCACUUUCUAAAGUGUUUAACUUCCCCCACCUUAUUCCCAAGCAGGUAGACUAAAGGCCUAGUCCAUACUACCACGGGCUGUAAAUGUAAGUUACGCAACAUCACUAAGUGAAUAACAUAACUACAGCUCGGUGAAUAACAUAGCUGAAGCUGAUGUACUUAAAUCUACUUAUCAUGGGCUACGUCUACACUGGCAAGAUUUUGCGCAAAUACUUUUUACGCCAAGAGGUUUUGCGUUAAAGUAUUUGCGCAAGAGAGCGUCUACACUG